AUGACGGUUGUUAAACCUUUUGUUUAUGUAUUCUUAUUGCUUUUAAUUUGCACAAGUGAGUAUAAUGUAUGUGGUAGAAAGCUUGUUGGUGAGGAGAAGACAUCCCUUGGAGUUAUGCCCAUGUUGAAUGACAUCAUUACUGGUGUCGACAUUGGUGCAGAUGGAAUUAAUGACGGAACGAGAUCAACAAUAUUGUCCAUUCAGAGACUUCUUCAAUCACUCCUUGUAGGUCUUCAAAGACUCGAUGCCAGGGAUAUAGUAACGCCUACAGGAGGGUACAUGGGUGAUACCCGAGAAAAACCUAAUUUUGGAGGAGGUGCUGUUGUUGGUGCUCGUACCACACCUUGA
Molecule: messenger RNA, 348 nt
Organism: Lactuca virosa
Lineage: Eukaryota; Viridiplantae; Streptophyta; Magnoliopsida; Asterales; Asteraceae
Source: the annotation of a GenBank genome assembly